This is a messenger RNA of Phacochoerus africanus (Common warthog), 3211 nucleotides long. RefSeq names its product immunoglobulin alpha Fc receptor-like. The transcript is spliced from 5 exons. The coding region runs from base 1079 to 1858 and encodes 259 amino acids. The record is from RefSeq and is a predicted model, not a curated record. NCBI's taxonomy places the organism in Eukaryota, Metazoa, Chordata, Mammalia, Artiodactyla, Suidae.
ACCGGCAACCUCAUGGUUCCUAGUCAGAUUCGUUAACCACUGCGACACGACGGGAACUCCUGUUUUCUAUACUUAAAAUGCGCUGACAGAGUAAAUCUGAAUGUUUUGACCGCCCACACACCCCCCAAAAAAGAAACGGCAAUUAUGUGAGGUGAUGGAGCCCUCAGCUAACGCCACAGUGGACAUCGCCUUGCAGGACAGAAGUGUAUCAAGUCGUCAUACUGUGCACCUUAAACUUACCCAAUGUUACGUCCACUACAUCUCCAUAAAACUGGGAAAAAAGAGUGAUGUACUGGAAUGAAAUGAGACAGCUAACAGAAAGACGGAUGUGAAGUAUUUGACUUCUAAUAUUUGAAGAGCUAGUAACAGUCAGGUGUCUAUAACCCACUCCAUCUAUCUAUAGAUUAAUCUAUCCAUCCAUCGAUCUAAUCUAUGCUCUCAAUCCAUCUAUUAAUGGAUUAUAGACAUAAAUACAGAUGUAGAUUCAGACCCGGAUACAGAUAUAGCUAGAGGAGUUCUUUCUUCAGAGUUGAUUAGUACCUCCUGUAAAAAGGAUUCCUCUACAUGCUGGCAUUGAGAUAAUCCAGGCACAAGUAUACCGCCUGCCGCACAGCAGAAAUUGGCACAACAAUGUAAAUCAACUAUACUUUAAUUUUAAAAAGAGAAGCGUACACAGCCUGCCUGAUUAAGCCCAAAUGGGUAUACUUGGUCCAUGAAUUCCUGGAAGGACAUGUAGAACUGUAACAGGUAAGACCACAUAGCUUCUGACUGAUGGACCAAUGGAGAAAAAUCUGUGUGUCUACGGCACCCGUCUUAUGUUCUUGGACGUGGGAUCUGGUCCAAAGCAAGACUUGAGCCCCAUGAGACACAGGUUGAGGAAGAGGUUCACUUCUCAUCUGAAACACAAGCAGGAAGAUCCGUCUCCUCUUAGACUCCACCCAAGAGCUCCCCAGAACUAAGUUCUUUGGGAAGGAACCAUUCCUGUGGAGCAACAGAUGUAGAAAUUCUCUGACGAGGAACUCUGGUCUCAUACUUCCUGUGGACCUGACAGUCUCAUGAGACUCUGUCAUCUGCUAACAUGCACCAACAAGAGGCUAACUGGGCUGAGGCCGGCCGUGUCAGAAUCAUGGUCCCCAGAAACACCACCCUCUUCUGUCUUGUGUUCUGUCUUGGCCAGAAGAUUGAGGCACAGGAAGGGCAUUUUCCCAUUCCUAUCAUAUCUGCCACACCCGGUUUUGUGAUUCCCUGGAAUGAGUCUGUGAAGAUCCUGUGCUGGGGAACUCCCGAGUCUUACCUGUACCAACUGGAGAUCAUGAGGAACUCUACAUACGAAGUGGUGGAGGAGAAACUGCGGUUUCAGAAGGCAGCUGAGUUCAUCAUCAACCACAUGGACACAAAUACAGUGGGGCGUUAUCGGUGCCGAUAUAAGAAACAGUACAGCUGGUCAGAGUAUAGUGAGGCCCUGGAGCUGGUGGUGACAGGCUUGUAUGACAAACCCUUCCUCUUCGCUGAUGAGGGCCUCGUGGUGAGGCCAGGGGAGAAUAUUUCCCUCCAGUGCAGCUCGGCACACAUGGCAUUUGAUAGAUAUUCACUGAGCAGUGAGGGAGGGGCCGCUCUGUCCCUGCACCAAAAUGGGAGACGCCAGGGUGCUUUCAUUCUGGGUCCUGUGAACCUCAGCUUCUCAGGGAACUACGCAUGCUAUGGUUGGUACAGUGGCAGCCCUUAUGUGUGGUCGGCCCCCAGUGAUGCCCUGGAGCUUGUGGUCACAGAUGCCCCCCAUCCUGUACCCUCUGUCACGCAUGAGAAAGGAACACGAAUCAUUAUGGGGGGUGAAGAAGGUGCAGAGGAGAAAAGUUAGGACUCUGGGUCUACGGAGAUGUCACAGGGAUAGGAUGAGACACUCGGCAAAAUCGCCACGUGAGGAGGGACUGAAAAGCAAACACAACGCCCCACGACCGCCUCCUUUCCUAUCGACAAGUUUCCCCUGGACUGCAGUUCCUCACUCUCGGACCCAGGCUUAAGACAAAGCCGGGGGCUCGCGAACGCAGGCGCUCCCUGAGGAGGGGGUCAGAGGGAAGCCACACACGGGGACAAAGGCUCCCUUUUCGGGGCUCUUGGGACGGGGUGAAAGGAAACAUGACCAGUGACCAUUCCUCUCCUUCUAACCAGACACCACGAACCAGGGCUCCGCGAUGGAGAAUGCGAUCCGAAUGGGCGUGGCGGGGCUGGUCCUGGUGGUGCUCUUGGCCAUCCUGGCUGAACACUGGCAUGGCCGUCAGAUGCCACACACAGACCAGCCCGAUGUGCCUGAAUGGAGCUGAGUAACCCGAAAAGUCAGGCAGAAUGGACUUACAGACGGACUCCUAAGAGCCCCCAGGUAUACACCAGGCCCUGAGGCAGUGACGUGAUGUCACAACGUGAAAUGAGGUCACAUCCACGCUCCACACCUUAAUAAAAUGUGGGAGAUUCCACAGCGCCCCCGGCCCAACGUCUAGGCAAUGCAACAGGGAUGGAGCCACACGGAGGCGGGAUAAUUACCUAAAACCCUGAAGGAGAGGCAGCUUUCUCUCUCACGCGUGGAUUCACGGAGGGCUACUGGGGUAACACAAGAGAGAAGGCAGUACUAACAAGCUUGGGCCCUGUUUCUAACCAAUCGAAUGGUAUUUUCUUACAUGGAUAUGGGAUAUCUGCAGCCCACCUGUCUAGACAUUGGUGAUAAAAUCCUCAGGAUAAUCUCGGUUCCUAUGAUAAAAAAUAAUGCAAAGCAUUCUCAGUUCUCCUUGCUGUUUUUCACACUUCCUCUACAGAAGUUCUGGCUCACAAAUUCACUUUGUCUGGACUUAAUCAGCAAAUGCUGUUUUGUCCUCCUGUAGGACCUGAAUACCUAGAAUUCCAGUAAUUAUGACUAUGAAUAAUUAAUUAGAAUACUGUCCACUCAACAUAUCACAUAUUCCAAGAUGUAAGUGCACGCACACUAACACUUGUGUGCUAACACGUGCUUUUCCCACGGUUACAAAGACUCUCCCGUUCUUAUAAAAUUCAUGUACUUUAAAAUGUCUCAUGCCUCCGAUGCAAGACAGCCAAAGAAGCUUCUCCUUUGGAUUAUCUCAGGACUUUAAGCUACUGAUUCAUCUUUUUGUGGCAUUCAUCAUAAGAAAACAUGAAACACUGGAAAUGUUUAUGGCAGUGAUGAAUAAAUUGAAAAUGGAAA